Molecule: messenger RNA, 3481 nt
Organism: Xiphias gladius (swordfish)
Lineage: Eukaryota; Metazoa; Chordata; Actinopteri; Istiophoriformes; Xiphiidae
Gene: col26a1
Product: collagen alpha-1(XXVI) chain
Exons: 14
Coding region: 176-1507 (443 amino acids)
Molecular function (GO): protein binding
Source: RefSeq, a predicted model, not a curated record
UUCUCGUCGGGAAGACGAAAUGACCAGCCCGUUGAGGGUCUCAGUGGGGCUUCCUUAGACUUGCUGUGCACGUCUCUUUCCGGAUACUGUAGAUCUGUCAAACAGGGAUUUAUAACUUCGGGAUUUACUUGAAAAUCGUCGGUAUUUGCGGAUAUCUCUAUCAGGGCUAAGUCAAAUGGAGAUGAUGGCUUCAUCGCUCCUAUACGCGCUGUGCAUGUGGUUAACUUUAUUCCGUCCUUCGGUGGGAACAGGGUUUGUUUAUCACUUUCCAGGCAUCACUGUGCAGCGGCAGCGCAUCAACUCGGAGCAGAGCGGCAGCACUGGACCACCAGGUACCGGGUCCCGUACCCAACUCAGGAACUGGUGUCAGUAUACUGUUUCCAAGACAGUGUCCUGUCAGGUGCAUAAUGGGACAGAGACCACAGUGCAGAGAGUGUUUCAGGGCUGCCGAUGGCCCGGACCCUGUUCCAAAGUCAUCAGCUACAGGACCCUCAUCAGGCCGUCUUUCAAGACUACCUACAAGCAAGUCACAGCACUGGAGUGGAGAUGCUGCCCAGGGUUUGUGGGAGAGGAGUGUCGUGAAGAGUGUAUGAACUGUACUAGCUUCAAUGACAUGAACAGCAGAAUAAAUGCAAUUGAAUCAAAGAUCCGGCUGUUAGAGGAGGGACGAUCCUCACUGCCUACAGUCAGCAGUUUACCAGAGGGCUCAACGGACAACGAGGUGGACACACCUCAACCCACUCCUAUUGGACCGCCGAUAUACCUGCCGCCAGGAGGCAUAGGGCCUCCAGGGCCCACUGGACCUCCAGGGCUUCCUGGUUCUGCUGGACUUCCGGGUCCGGCUGGAAGACCAGGCCUUCCUGGACCCAUCGGACCAAAGGGGGACAGAGGUUUACCUGGAGAAAUAGGUCUACCCGGCCCUCCCGGUCGACCAGGUACUCCAGGGCCAAGCUCUUUUCCAGUCCUAGCGCGCGGUGAUGUCUUUCAAGUCGACAACGAAGAGGAGGUCCCUGUACAUACAACCCUCCCUGCUCCACAGAUCAUAAUCGGGCCUCCCGGUCCUACAGGCCCUUCUGGUCCCUCAGGCCCUGCAGGACCGAGAGGACCUGCAGGGAUACCAGGCCUGCCGGGACAAGAUGGCAAGGAAGGCCUCCAAGGCAAGCCUGGGGAUCCUGGGCCUAAAGGAGAUCCAGGGGAAAGGGGGUAUCCAGGUGUAACAGGCGAGCAUGGCCUACCUGGAGCACGAGGGCCAAAAGGAGAGCCAGGAGAAGGCUUGAAUGAGGGAGAGACUGUGCAGCAGCUCAGAGAGGCCCUGAAGAUCCUGGCUGAGAGGGUCCUGAUCCUGGAGCACAUGAUCGGCAUUCAUGACAGCUCUGAAGGAUCUGGUUUUGGCAGCAUUUUGGACCCGCUGCCCUUCUCUGCCAUAAAGACCAAACGCCUUCAGCCUGUUCAAACCCCUCCUCAAACUCCAGUACAGGGGGAGAAACAAAGACGAGCUCCCCUUUAAGAGUAUAGUCUAAUUUGUAUUUGUGUUCAUAAUUGUGAAGGAUGUUGCAAAUUUUGCUUAACUGGACUUGCGAUUUUUGUUCAUAUCAUUUUUUCUCAUGCCUUUAUUUUUUUUGAAUUUAUUCUGACUAAUUGUGUUUUUUGUUACAAAUUAGUACUGUUGUAAAAAUGAAGCUCUUUUCAAACAUGAGAUGUUGAGCAUUUCAUUCACAUGAAAGGCUUUUUUGAGCCUUAUUCACCCUGUUGCUGCACGACCUUAGUCUAUAUAACCUUAGCAGCGGCACUUACACGGCGUUGUACAAUGAAAUAUAAUCUCAUAAACUGCAAUGAGGGUUUUGGCAUCUUUCUUUCCACAGAUAAAAGACUGCCUAGUAAACACAUCAGUUUCCUUGGCUAAUGUCGCAAAGGUCUGAGUUCCUGUGAGCUGUACCCAAAAUGUACUAUUUAGUGUCAAACAGAUUCUUGGAACGAUCUCAAGGUUCAUCUCGUGUUAGUCUGUCAAACAGGUUUCUUCUUCUCUCCUUCUUUCUCUCACUCUGGGCUCUGCCUUGUUAAAACUGAGGUAAGACAUGACACGCUUCCAAGAAUAUCUGCUUAAAAUAAAGUUCGGCAAAAUGAAUCGCAUCUGGAGAGCGCACAUCUGGAAAGCGAAAUGAAGAGAUGCUGAAAGCUGAGUUUUGGCCUGGAAACCGCAAACCCUGCUCGGCUCCAGUGCACUUUCAUACAACUGGCUGACAGAGCAUUAAACCUGACAGUUUUACAUUGACUUCUUCAUAAAACUGACUCUGAGAUUUGUUUCCAAACUGAUAUUGUACAGAAAGUCUCUGAGAGACCAGGCCUGUUGGUCUCUGAAUAAGGCUUUGGCUACGGCUGGUACAAUCCUUGUUUUCUCAGUUACAAAGUUCAUAUGUUAAAGGAAUUGUUCAGCAUUUAUGCACUUAUUCACUUUCUGGUCAAGAGUAAGAUUGGAAGAUUGAUACCGCUCUCAUUUGUGGUAAUGUGAGGCUGCAGCCAGGAGCUUCUCAGCUUAGCUUAACAUACAGACCGCAAACGGGGGAACAGCUAGCCUGCCUCCGUCAAAAGGUAACAAAAUCCUCCCACAAGCACUGACAACUUCAUGUGACAACAACGCUGCGUUCGUGUCACAUCAUUCAGACCGAAAUAAUGAGCAGCCAAGGGGGAAAGCUGCUCAUGUCAGCCUCUGACUCACUGUAUAACUCAAAGUUGGAGAUUUCAGGAAUAUCUGAGAUCGAUCAUAUCUCCCACUUCGUAAAAAGAACUACACAAGUAUCAAAGUUUGGACAAAUUGCUGCAAAGCCACCAUUGCUGACAGUUACAUCCGCAUAAAAUCCAAUGUUAUCACCAGUAAAACCAAUUCAACUCAUUAAAAAGCUGCUUUACGUUGUCUUUGUAUAUAGUUUCACUUGUUAAUGAACUGCUACAAUCACAUCUAACAGCAAAAUUAGCUAAAUUUAGUAUAUUUAUUUGCUGUGACAACAAGGUUAGCUAGUUACCCUCUUGAAAUAAUCCUUACAAACUGGAUUAACGGGGACGUUUUCCUGUUUGCUUGACAAUUGCAUUGAAUGCAGAGGCCACAAAUUCACUGCACAAAUCCAAGAAAUAGUUUGGCGCAUGACAACCUAUUGAAACCACAACAUACAAAUAAACAAACAAGGUACAACAUGUGAUUUUAUUACCUUUGGACAGAGCCAGGCUAGCUCUCCCCCGUUUCCAGUCUUUGCGCUACACUCGGCUAAUCGACAGCUAGCUGUAGCUUCAUAUUGAACGCACAGGCUCAAGAGUGGCAUUGAUAUUCUCGUCUAUCUCGCGUAAAGAAAGUGAAUACAUGUAUUUCUCUUGUUCAGUCUCUGAUACGUUAUCUUAUGUUAUAGAGGGCUGAAUCUACAAAUGCAGGCCUACCUCUUAAAUACAGCUGUUUUGUUGUGUAUUGUGCAUGUUUCAUUAUCUUUUAUAA